CUGUGAACCAUCUCGCUUUGGAUCCUGUAUCCCUUUGGGACGAAGCGGAAGAGAAACUCAUCCGCACUGAGGUUGCGUUGCGCUGCUGUCCGCCUGUCUGUCUGCUGCGGCGUCGGCUCGGGGGAAACCUCGGCUUAGUUUACUGUGUUUACAUUCGACCACUACACAGGACGUCGGGGGUUAUGGAGCCUCGCGUCAUAGACGAAGGCAAAGGGCCGGUGAUUCACAUCGUGGUGGUUGGAUUUCACCACAAAAGGGGCUGUCAGGUUGAGUUCACCUACCCACCGCUGCUGCCUGACGAGGGUCAUGACAGUCACCUGCUGCCCGAGGAGUGGAAGUACCUCCCUUUCCUGGCUCUGCCUGACGGAGCACACAACUACCAGGAGGACACUGUGUAUUUUCACCUGCCGCCGCACAGUGGAGACAUGAAGUGUGUGUACGGAGUGUCCUGCUAUCGGCAAAUAGAAGCAAAGGCCCUAAAGGUCAGAAAGGCUGACGUCACCAGAGAGACGGUUCAGAAGAGCGUGUGCGUCCUCAGUCGAGUGCCUCUCUACGGCCUGCUCCAAGCAAAGCUGCAGCUCAUCACACAUGCCUACUUCGAGGAAAAAGACUUUUCACAGAUCUCCAUUCUGAAGGAGCUGUACGAGCACAUGAACAGCUCUCUGAGGGGUUCGGUUCUGGACGGAUCACAGGUUUAUUUAGGCUUAUCACCAAGGGAUCUAAUACUCCAGUUUCGACACAAGGUUCUCAUUCUCUUCAAGCUCAUUCUCCUGGAGAAAAAGGUCCUGUUCUAUGUGUCUCCUGUCAACAGACUAGUAGGAGCUCUGAUGACAGUCCUGUCACUGUUCCCAGGUAUGAUUGAGCACGGCCUGGUGGAUUCCUCCCACUACAGGCCUAGGAGCAGCGUGUCUGAGGACGUGAGUCUGCUGGAGAGUGUUUCAGGAGCUGAGGAGUUUGUCUCUGUGUCCGUCACUGACAUCGCCAACAGUGCCUUAGAGCUGGAGGGGCAGCAGCCCUCCCAGCCGCCCGCAGAGUCUUCCUCCUCUGGCAACAGCACAGAGGGAGACAACCACCUCCUCAAACCCCCGUCCCGCACCUCUCCAGAGUCCUCAGAGAGUGACUGGGAGACACUAGACCCCGGUGUGUUAGAGGAGGCUGGCUCCAAAGAAGCACCUGAAGAGAAAGAGAGCAGGGCAGAUUUCCCAGACGCCUUCGACUCCAAAUCAGGGACGCCAAUCACAGUGCAGCCACAGGCAGCCAGCAGUCAGGGAGGGGUGGUCCAGGGCCUGUUGUCUGGUCUGGAGGAGGAUCAGUAUGGCCUCCCCCUCGCCAUCUUCACUAAGGGUUACCUGUGUCUGCCCUACAUGGCCCUGCAGCAGCAUCAUCUCCUGUCAGAUGUGACAGUGCGAGGCUUUGUUGCCGGGGCGACCAACAUCCUCUUUCGCCAGCAGCGGCACCUUAGUGAUGCUAUUGUUGAGGUGGACGAAACUCGCAUCCAGAUUCACGACCCUGAGCUCCGGAAGGUCCUGAACCUGACGACAGCGGACCUGCGCUUCGCUGACUAUCUGGUUAAACACGUGACGGAGAACCGAGAUGACGUGUUCCUGGAUGGGACGGGCUGGGAGGGCGGAGACGAGUGGAUCAGAGCCCAGUUCACUCUGUACCUCCACUCGCUGCUUUCCUCUGCUUUACAAGACGACAAUGAGCGGCUGCUGGCUGAUUACGGCGCGCCUUUCAUCGCCGCGUGGAAGAUCACCCACAACUACCGGGUGUGGUACAGCAACAAGCACCCUGCUAUGACCAGCAUCACCCCGGGACACCCGUUCCAGGGUCAUUACAGUGUUGCUGAUGUGAAGCUGCGCCUCUCACACUCGGUGCAGAACAGCGAGCGAGGGAAGAAGCUGGGAAAUGCCAUGAUCACGACCAGUCGCAGCAUGGUCCAGACCGGAAAGGCAGUGGGUCAGUCGGUGGGUGGAGCCCUGACCACAGCCAAGUCAGCCAUGUCCUCGUGGUUCUCCACCCUGGCCCAGCCCGCCCCCCCAGCCGCUCCUGAACCUGAAAACCCCCAGUGACUCUGACUCGGGAGUCAAAGCUGGCUUUAUGAAGGAUGCAAGAAGAAAAUGGUGCAUUUCCCUUCAUGGAUCAAAUGCGAGUUCAGAGUCUGAACUGUUAAACCUGCCAGUCACGUCCCUGAGGGAGAUUCCCAGCAUCGCAUUAGUGGGACGCCAACACAGGAAGACAGCACUCGUUCUAUGAACUGUACAGUCCUCACGGGUCACGUCACGUCUGACCUGCUCCUGCUGCUGCUCUCGUGAGACACUAAAGGUGAUGUCGUUGGGUUUGUGAUGUUCCCUCUUUGCUGUGUAUUUUUAGUUUACCUAUAAACCACUGUUUUGCUGGCAAAUAACAUAAAAAGUGCUUUGGGUUUUACAGAUCAGGAGCUACUGCACCCAAGAAGAUUUUAACGACUUAAUUUUAAAUCUAGUCUGGCUCAUGUUUCUUAAGGCGUCAGUUUAACACUGCUUGCCCCCAACGGUGGAAGCCUUGGUUUUAAAAUGGAGGUAAACAACCAUUCUGGUGCCUAAUAAAUGAUGUCUAGAGCUAAAGCCAUUGUCCAAAGUAAUUCAGUAAAAGAAAUAUAUAUUUUUACCGUCAAAUGCUCCGUUUAUUGUUCCUCAAAUGAAACAAAUGAAAGCAUAGCUGGAUUUAUUUAUUUAGCACCAUAACACGUUUCUAGUGUCUAGUAGCACGAGAGACGUGUACUGACCCGGGAAGCUGGUACUGAAUGUAAAAUGGAGUUUAGCUGUAGCAUUAGUAAAGUAAACAGAAUGCAGAAAAUUAGAAGUAAAAUCAGCUCCAGAAGGUUAAGUGUGAUAACGUUUUUAAGUAAACAACAUUUAAUAUAAAUACUGAAAAUCGUGUUUCAAAAUGUAGAAUAUAAACAAUAGAUCAACCCUCUGCGAUGGAGGAGCCAUCAGCACCACCCAGGCCUUUUUCUACUUCGCUGUCAGUAUAGAAAUAUAUUUAGUAAAUCAGAAAAACCUAUUUAUUCGUCGUGUAUUGAUGUUUUCUCAGAACACUGGAUCAGCUGAUCUGUGGACCACUGUGUGCUUGCUGUUCUCUUCUGAUUGAGUCCAUGUUCUGUAGCUGUGAUUUCUCCAUGUUUCAUCACCUGUUGCGUUGAGGUGGUCCAGUGAGCGUGUUUUGUCCAGUUUUACUCUGAAAUGUUUUUUAAUGCUUUGAACAGUUUGUUUUGCAUCUGGCUCUUCAGGUAAAAAUCAUCUUAAAGUUUAUCUGUUUCUGAUAGUUUUGUAUUUAUAAAAUGUGAAUGUACUGUGAACUUAAAUUCACACUAUUUUCUUGACAGAACCUUUUAUUGUAUUUAAGAAUUAUAUCGCUGUAUUAAACAUAAUUAAAACCAUAUACUUUUA
Betta splendens (Siamese fighting fish) is the source of this 3431-nucleotide messenger RNA. RefSeq names its product AVL9 homolog (S. cerevisiase) (gene avl9). The coding region runs from base 183 to 2072 and encodes 629 amino acids. The record is from RefSeq and is a predicted model, not a curated record. Lineage: Eukaryota; Metazoa; Chordata; Actinopteri; Anabantiformes; Osphronemidae. Gene Ontology annotation, cellular component: cytoplasm. The transcript is spliced from 16 exons.